Molecule: messenger RNA, 2313 nt
Organism: Chlorella variabilis
Lineage: Eukaryota; Viridiplantae; Chlorophyta; Trebouxiophyceae; Chlorellales; Chlorellaceae
Exons: 11
Coding region: 1-2313 (770 amino acids)
Biological process (GO): peptidyl-serine phosphorylation; signal transduction
Cellular component (GO): nucleus; cytoplasm
Molecular function (GO): protein serine/threonine kinase activity; ATP binding
Source: RefSeq, a predicted model, not a curated record
AUGCCUCCGCUUCUCAAGCCUGGCGAGGUGAUUGAGGGCGAGCAGGGGCGGUGGCAGGUGGAGAAGAAGAUCGGCGAGGGGCAGUUCAGCGAGGUGUACCAGGUGCUGGAGCUGGGGACGCAGGAGCAGCGCGCGAUCAAGAUAGACAAGAAGCGGGAUGUGCAGACAGUCAAGGGCGAGUACAACACCCUGCAGCGCCUGCAGCAGAGCUGCAAGCAGGUGGUGCGGGCUGGGCAGCAGGAGCGCUGGCAGGAAGGCGGCAUCGAGCAGCGCCCCACCUCCCGCUGCUACAUGGUGAUGGACCUGCUGGGGGACAACCUCACACACAUGCGGCGCACAGCCAUGGGGGGGCGCGCCAACCUGGAGGCGGCACGGGUCAUCGGCUCCAGCAUGCUCAAGGCUCUGGAGGGGGUGCACAGGGCGGGUGUCAUCCACCGAGACGUCAAGCCCGCCAACUUUGUGGCGGCGCCGACGCACGCCGCAGACCCCACCACGGCCACCUGGACGCUCCUGGACUUUGGUCUGGCCCGCCAGUUCACCGACAGGGAGGGGGCGCUGCUGCACGCGCGCCCGCAGGCCGCCUUCCGCGGCAGCACCACCUACGCCUCGGUGAACUGCCUACAGGCGCAGGACCAGAGCCGGCGGGACGACAUGUGGGGGUGGCUGUACUGCCUGGUGGAGCUGAUUGAAGGCACGCUGCCGUGGCGCGGCGACGGCGGCGGCGGCGGCGGGUGCGAGGUCCCUGGCGGCCAGCUGCUGCCGUCGCCGCCGCAGGACGCGUGCGCGGCUGGCGGCCUCAGCUCCCAGCCUUCGCUGCCCCUGGGCGGCGGCGCGGGCGGCGGCAGCGGCAGGCUGAGCAAGGAUCUGGUGCUGCAGCGCAAGCUGGAAUGCCUGGACCAGCCGCAGCUGCUCUUCUCGUCCAUGGCCUGCCCCAAGGCUGAGUUUACACCCCGGCCAGCCGGGCGGCAGUGGCGGGCAGCGGCUGCGGGCGAGCCCGGCUGCCUUAUGCUGUCGCCGCCGCUGGAGCCGCCGUCGCCGCCGCCGCCGCCGCCGCCGAUGCUGACGCCACCUGUCCUCUGCCUGCGCCUGCGCCUGCGCCCGCUCCUGCGCCUCCAGUCGGUGUACGACAUCAGCCACUACCUGCGGGGCCUGGGGUUUGGGGAUGGUGUGGACUACCAGUUCCUGCGCGCACGCCUCAACGAGCUGGGCAGCGGCGAGGAGGCGCCGCCGCGCGCGCCACUCCUGGCGCAGCCGCCCGUCACGGCUGCCGCGCCGCCCGCCAACGGCCUGCACACCGGCGGUGGCGUGGGGGACCCGGCCGCUGCCGCGCCGGGCGGCAGGGCAGGGGACGGCGCCUCAAGGCAGCUGUCACGCGCCGCUUCGCCGGCCGCGCCGCUCGAGCGCCGGCCCUCGCGCCUGGGCCAGCCCGAGGCGGCCGCGGUGGCGGCCGCAGUCGCGGCGGCGGCAGGCAGGGAGGCCCAGCAGCCCGAGCAGCAGCAGCAGCAGCAGGGGGAGCACCAGCAGCUGCAGCAGCAGGCGGGCGCUUCUGGCCUGAGCAAGCAGCGCAGCCGCGAUCGCAGCAGGGAACGGCGGGGCCGUGAGCGGCGCAGCCGCAGCCGCGGCAGGCGCAGCCGCAGCCGGGAGCGGUAUGGCCGCAGCAGGAGCAGGGAGAGGUAUGGGGGCGGCAGGCGCAGCCACAGCCGCGACCGCAGCCGCGACCGCAGCCGCAGCCAGGAGCGGGAGAGGGGUCGCGGCAGGGGCAGGCGGAGGCGCAGCAGCCGCAGCCGAUCGCACGAGCGGCAGGGGCGGCGCGGCGGCGACGGCGCACGGCGGCGCGGCGCCAGCAGGAGCCGCAGCCGGUCGCCGCGGGGUGGCGGCGCCAGGCAGCAGCACCGCCGCGAGGGCAGCAGCGCUGGGGGGCAGGGGCCCACCCCCGCCCCCGCCGGCCAGCCAGCGGCAGGCGCAGCAGGCGAGCCUCCUGCGGCGGCGGCCCAGGCCGGCCCGGCGGGCGUCAGCAAGCACCAGGGCUUGUCAGAGGCGGAUGCGCACCAGCAUUACCGCGGCGUACUGGACUAUGUGUCCGCGCUGAGGCAGGGCGCUCUGUCGGAGCCUGCGGCGGCCGCCUGCCGUCAGAUGCGGGCGCUGGAGCCGAGCGAGGCGGCGGGGGUGCUGUGCUGGGUGCUGGAUGAGCUGGCCACAGCCACCGACCCGCAGCACCUGCCUGUGGCCGCCGCCUUCUGCCAAGAAAUUGCGGCCUUUGCUGCCGGCACAGCCAAGCGCUGCGUGGAGCGGUCGCGGCAGCAGCAGCGGUAG